UCGAGAUUUGAGCACGAAGUACUCGUCGCUGCAGCUGCUCGAAAAAAACUUUUUUCGACGGGAUAAGAAAGUAGUUUCUUGUCUUUACUUAAGUACUUACCUCGCAUCGUAAGAUAAACAGCAUGUACUGAGCAGACUUCUGCACUCGGGGCUUCAUUGAUGGACUUAGAUAUAGAUUUUACUGGUGUAAAAGUGAAAAUUGUUAUGUUAUACCCAGUACUUAGUCUUACUGUGAGUGAGCUGUUUUUUUCUUCUUGUUUGGUUUAGGCGGAGGUACAGCUUCCUUCGAACACGGCCUAAUUUUCGCGCACCAUGCUGCGUGCCACAUUGCAGAAAAUUGAAGGAGCCUGGGCAGCGCUGCGGCGCGGACCCCGUGAGCGCCGACUGACCGGUGAAGACGAGCGAUCGGAGGACAGCGACUACGGUUCGGCAACCGAGAGUGGGGACGAAUCAGACCAGACCGGGUCGAAAGUCGACAGCGAGGACCAGUUCGAGACCGGCCCCGUUGGUGCAGAAAUCGAAAAUACGGCUGGAUCCAUGUUGUCCGAGUCGGGAGACGGCGGUGAGGACGGGCCGGAGCCCGAAUCCGGAUCGGGAAGCAAAAAUGGCGAGGCGAAAAUAGCUGCAAUUGCCGCACGUCGGGACGAAGCGGAAACGAGUGGGCGCCUGGCGGUGGAACGCCUGAAGUGGGGACCGAGUCCGAUCGCUGCAAAUAAGAGGACGUCGCUGAAGGUCAUCGCAGGAUGGGCCACUCUGCGACGAAAAAUGAUCCUGGAUAACAAUGCUGCCAAUACUGCGGGCUCUGCAGGAGAGGACGAGGCUACUGGCUAUCCAGUGGAUUUCACGAAUGCUUCUGGAGAGCUGCUGCUCAGGGGUAAGUACAAUUUUUUUUUCACACUGAUGAAACGCAUGAUGGAAUCUAGUCCCUCCAGUAGUUGCAUGUGUCACUACUUGUACUUUGGGUUUCAGUUCGAUGAAAAUAAAAACACAGGCUUCACCGGACCGAACGCGGUGACCGAGGAGUACAAGCGCGAGUUUCUGCACCGCGCCACACGAGGCUCGCUGCAGCCUCUGCCGCAAGAGUGCUACGACAUGCUGAACAGCCCGGAGCACAGUCCGCUGCCGCACGUGGACAGCAGCACGAACGUUCCGAACACCAGUACUGGAGCUCCGCUGCGAUACCGUGUGAUGUGUCGGUUUUUCGUCACGCCAAAUCCUGAACGCCAUGUGUUUGACGAGAGGCAACGGCUGAUAAAGGAAGCAUUGGAAGCGCUAAACCUGGACGAGAGGUAUGCCGAGGACAUUCGUGCUCUUCGGCGCAGCUGCACUGGCCGAGUCGGGCACCUGUACGAAAAAGCGUUCGGUUGUGAUGUGCCAGAACUCUUGGCCUCCUGGAUGGGCGGUCGCGACUACGAGUGGGGCAGAGACGAUCUUCUGUUGGAGAAGAUGGAGAACGAGUGGGACUGCCGCGCAAUGAAGAAGCGCGAAUUUAAGAAUACACUGGAGGUGCGCUUCUAUUCGAGCGGCGAACUGCUCGCUUUCCUCGACGACGUCCUUCUGGGUAACGCACUCCACUUCCACACAACUGAGAUCGAAUAUGAUCCGCUUGUGGAAUACGAGAUCCAGAAGCACUGGCGAGAGUGGACAUUUUCUCUCAUCGAUUGGCCACCCGCGCCGGAACAGAUUCGCCUACUCGCCAACGACAUCGACAGGUAUGAGACACUUCCCAACUAUUGCCCCGCCGCCGCCUGCACAGAGGCCAACUGGCUUCUGUACUUGGAUUCGAAAGCAGAGGCGCUGUUGCGUUGCCAAUUCGUCGCUUCGCUGCCGGUCGCCCAACGCUUGUGGACGGUGCUGACCUGCGAAGAGAUGGUCCCCAUCAGGCAGUGGAGCUCACCCGGCGAGGAUGGCGCUAUCGAACAAUGCACCGCGGUGCCACUCUCGCCAGCCCGCACGGCGGAGGAGAAGAAGCGCACACACAACCUGCUCCGGCAUCUCUGCGACACCUACUCAACCUUCAACACGGUGCGGUACGCACUGGAGGACAACAGCGAGAUGCUCAUCUUCGAACCUUCGCGGAGCGGGGCAGCGGAAGACGUGGAAGGUGACGCAGAAGCGGAUUCGGCCGAGGUCUUGGUGCUGAUUCCUGACAACGGCCUACCCAUCAACAACUGGGCUUACCUAGUCCCCGGCGCAGCGUGA
Molecule: messenger RNA, 2202 nt
Organism: Amoebophrya sp. A120
Lineage: Eukaryota; Dinophyceae; Syndiniales; Amoebophryaceae
Source: the annotation of a GenBank genome assembly